Molecule: messenger RNA, 795 nt
Organism: Sparassis crispa
Lineage: Eukaryota; Fungi; Basidiomycota; Agaricomycetes; Polyporales; Sparassidaceae
Exons: 11
Coding region: 1-795 (264 amino acids)
Biological process (GO): protein transport
Cellular component (GO): trans-Golgi network membrane; recycling endosome membrane
Source: RefSeq, a predicted model, not a curated record
AUGAACGACAUACCAGAAAACCCAUUUGCAUCUACCCAUUCAUUGGAUACAAAUCCCUUCGAAGACCCUGUCUACCCCUCAUCGGCAUCUAGCAUCCACAAGGACGACCAUUCUGUACGGCUUGAAGAGCUCAACCAGCGAGAGCGGGAUCUCGAGCGGAGAGAGCAAGAAUUGACUCAGCAGUCCGAACACAUCAGGAGGUUUGGACGUAGCAACUGGCCGCCAUUUUACCCCCUAAUCUUCCACUCAAUUAAGGACGAAAUUCCCGAAGCCUCACGGCUAGUGAUCACCCGUCUCUACCAGCUAUGGCUUCUACUUCUGGGGACACUACUUAUCAACAUGAUUGCGUGCAUAUUCAUUCUCACUGGAGGGUCAAGUGGUGGUGGCAGCGAUUUGGGCUCGAGUAUCGGGUAUCUGAUCGUCAUUCCCCCGCUUUCGUUCCUAUUAUGGUACAGACCCAUCUAUAAUGGCUAUAUGAAGGAGCAAGCCCUAUAUUACUAUAUGUACUUCGUGUUCUGUGGUUUCCAUCUUCUGUACUCUGUGUACAUGAUUAUUGGAAUUCCAAGUACUGGUGCCGCCGGCAUCAUCCAGACCAUCAAGAUGUAUGUGGAUCAUCGCUGGGUAGCGGCUAUUCUAGGCACAAUCGCAACUGUGGGUUGGGUGUUACAAGGCGUUGGUCAAGGUCUCUACUAUCGUCAGAUAUGGACUCACCACAAAGCGGCCGGCCAUUCCAUCGAAAAAGCGAAGACCGAGCUGGCUACGCACGGAGCGAAGGCGUACUUCACGCGGGGUUAG